Molecule: messenger RNA, 2607 nt
Organism: Miniopterus natalensis
Lineage: Eukaryota; Metazoa; Chordata; Mammalia; Chiroptera; Miniopteridae
Gene: VAMP7
Product: vesicle associated membrane protein 7
Biological process (GO): vesicle fusion; endosome to lysosome transport; exocytosis
Cellular component (GO): SNARE complex; membrane
Molecular function (GO): SNARE binding; SNAP receptor activity
Source: RefSeq, a predicted model, not a curated record
CGGGGCUCCGUACCCGGAAGCUGGCGGCGUCCGGUCCCAGCCUUCUCUGGGAGCCGGCAGUUAGCGACUCUCCGCUGAACCGCGCCCCUCCGUCUCGAGCCUCCGCGCUCUCUGAGGGUGCCCGGACAGAUUGGAGCCAUGGCCAUUCUUUUUGCUGUUGUUGCCAGGGGAACCACUAUCCUUGCCAAACAUGCUUGGUGUGGUGGAAACUUCCUGGAGGUGACAGAGCAGAUUCUGGCUAAGAUACCUUCUGAAAAUAACAAACUAACGUACUCUCAUGGCAGUUAUUUGUUUCAUUACAUCUGCCAAGACAGGAUUGUAUACCUUUGUAUCACUGAUGAUGAUUUUGAACGUUCCCGAGCCUUUAAUUUUCUGAAUGAGAUAAAGAAGAGGUUCCAGACUACAUACGGUUCAAGAGCACAGACAGCACUCCCAUAUGCCAUGAAUAGUGAGUUCUCAAGUGUCUUGGCUGCACAGCUGAAGCAUCACUCUGAAAAUAAGGGCCUAGACAAAGUGAUGGAGACUCAAGCCCAAGUGGAUGAACUGAAAGGAAUCAUGGUCAGAAACAUAGAUCUGGUAGCUCAGCGAGGAGAAAGAUUGGAAUUAUUGAUAGAUAAAACAGAAAAUCUCGUGGAUUCGUCUGUCACCUUCAAAACAACCAGCAGAAAUCUUGCCCGAGCCAUGUGUAUGAAGAAUCUCAAGCUCACUAUUAUCAUCAUCAUCGUAUCAAUUGUGUUCAUUUAUAUCAUCGUGUCACCUCUCUGUGGUGGAUUUACAUGGCCAAGCUGUGUGAAGAAAUAAAAAGUUAUCAUCAACCAAGAAUAUGCGAGAACAAAAAGUUGAAAGCUCCACGCGAUUUAAGCCUUUUAAUACUGACAGAUGGUGUCUGCCAGCCUCUUCAACUCUCCUCUUUUUCUGUUUAUAAUCUUGUUCUAUGCAUCCAGAUUGAUCUUUGUCCUGUCAACCAAUUUAUUCCAAUAUACUUCAGAUUGAACCAUUUAUUGUAACAGUAGCCUUAAUGGGCUUUUUGUUUUGUUUCUUUGGUUAACUACUGUCAUCUACUUAAAAAAAAUUUUUGUCUGUGAUUGCACAAAGCUAUCACCAGGGUGGAAAGCACCCAUCUUAUGAGCUGUCUACUAUAGCUAUAGAUGAGUUUCGUAUGUGCACACAAAAGUAUUCAAGAGACAGAUAGUAUUGCUAACAUCUCAUCGUUGUUUUUUUGUCCUUGAAGAGUUUUAGGUGCUUCAAAACUAUAAAUGGAGAGGCAUUGUUAUUUGGGGAAUUGUAAUUAAACUGUUGGUGCUGCUUGCUCCUAGGAGCCCAAGCAGGUGAAGUAUUGGACGUUUUACCUCAGUCAGAUGGAGAACAGUUUGCUAGCCCAUUAGAAGUGCACGGAGUUAUCUUUGGCCUCCUAAUAUUCACUUUCAAGAAGAAAGUUUUACCAUUUACAAACCUCACAGAGCUUGAUAUUCUGUUUCCCCACUGCAGUUGAUUUGAGAAGAGGAUGGUUUAAAUGUUAUUGAAGGUUAUGGUUCUUUAUAUAUUUUUCUCAGUUGAUAUUUAGGGCAAUUGUAUAGUUAAUGGAGUAUGUUGUGGAGGGAGUGGGGAGGCAAAUUCCCCUGCCUCGCCAAAGAAAAAGAAAACCACAGCGAAUAUGCUGGCGUUUUUGCUGUAUGAAGGGAGGUAGUGGGGGAAUUUUUUUCCAGUCUGGGAAAAUCCCAAACAAUAUAAUCAACAGUCAACUCCAGGGUUUGGGUUCGACUGCUAUUGAAUAAUAGUCUGAACUUCCUUUGUGGUUUAAGAAGUUCUUUAACUGCCUGGUUUUGAAUAAUUCUUUUGUGAAACGAGGGCAGGCAGUAUGAUGUAUCGAAACAAUGCAAGACAGUUUAACAUUCAUUUAAAUGCACUGUAGCAAAACUGGAGUGUAGUCAUACUGCUUUGGCUAGUCUGGCAUCUGUUAGCUAGUACGUACGUACCUUUAAUGUGUAUCUGAAGGGACAUUUGCUGCCCUCGAUCUAAAUGCAUUUAUUUAUCAAUAAGUGCCAGUAAAUGGAAAUUAAAUUACAUUUGACUAUUUUCCCAAUGAAAGAACAAAUUAUUCAAUAAAACCCAGCCACCUGUUUAGCCUAGUCAUGUGCCUUGAAUAUAUAUAUGUCACAUAAUCUGGCUCAUGCUACCUGUUUUGUAGUCUAAACCGUUUGAUUCAUGCUACCAGAUUCAUUUAUUUGAUGUGUGCUUUAGGUCCACUGGAACACUUUUCCUGGUGAUCAGGCAUAGCGCAAAUGUUUUUUUCCCCAAAUGUUCUGUUUAUCAACACUAAUGCCUUUUAAUUACAUCAGCAUUUCCUAUUGAGAAACACAUAUGUUCCAGGAAAACAGCUGGCAUUCCUGAGUAAUAAGUUCCAAAUAUCUUUAAUCCAAAGAAAAAGACUUAAAAUUUAUUUCCCUUUCUUAUACACGACUGAAAAGAACUGAUGUGCAUGUUUUAGGGAUAAAUUCCUCAACAGUCCCUUGAUCUGUUUAUGUAUAAGAACGCUUUAUAAAGCACAUAUCUUGUUUUAAAUGAUGCACAAACUGAAGGCAUUAAUAAAGUUUAAGAGUAAUAUGA